AGACACUGCCUGAGGCUACGGACUUAGGUGUGCCUCUUUGGAGUGCUUUCUCUGGUGCUUUUUCUUUCUCUGCUCUGUGGGUGCUGAGCAUUUUGUGCUGGAAGGGAGUGUGAGUGUGUAAGCGCAUGCAAAGGAGCAUGAGCAAGAAACAGAGUGAGUGAUGACGGCUGAAGCGAUGCUUUCAGCUCCCUUCUGCAUGAUUUAUUGUGGAGGUUCCUGGAGCUGAAUGGAGAAAGAGAGACGCGUGCAUGUACUUUUGGGAAAGUGAAAAAAAAAACAGAAUGAGUGAAGUCUAGCGGAGUUCAAAUAGCAAUGUCUAACAAGAGUCAGAUGACUCCGAUUAGACAGAGAAGGUAGAAAGGGGUUGGAGAAGGGAGGUUGUGUUUACAGAGUACAGAGAGAGAAGUGUUUCUUUUUCUCUCAGGAAGCAGGUGUGACUGCGCUGACGAAGCCUCCUCUUAGUGUGUCCGUAGCACUCAGCGCACACAGAAACCGAGAGAGACAGAGCACUAUUCACUGGACUGAAUUUCAGCCUGCAUGGCAUAAUUUUCACAGAAAAAAAGAAAAAACAAAUCCGUGAGGACGACACAGAGACUCCGAAAAGAAACUGUACCAGCUCCGUCAGCCGCAUCCAUCAACAUGUCAUCAAACGAGCUGAGUGCUCCAGACCCAGAGCCCUGCAUCCGCACCUUCAAGGAGCACAUGCGUCUGGAACUGGAACCACCCAGACUCACCACGUCUCCGAAAGUGUCCCCACGCAGCUCCCCGCGUCUCUUCCGCAGACUCAUGGUCAACAAGGGUGGUCGCCACCGACGACGUUUCACUGUCGCACACACUUGUUCCUCUCACACAGUCGACCUGUACAUCGGGCAGCAAGACGUCGCCAAUCAUUCCGGUUUUGAGUCUAGUCGCCUGCAUCUUCCCAGUUUCGAUGUGGAAAAUGGACCCUCUGCAGGAUGCAGUCCUCUGGAUCCACAUGCCUCCCCGGGAUCGGGGCUCAUCCUGCACCCCAACUUCUCCCAAACCGGACACAACCAGCGGCGAGAGUCCUUCCUGUACCGCUCAGACAGCGACUACGACCUCUCGCCCAAAUCCAUGUCCCGCAACUCCUCUGUCACCUCAGAGCUGCAUGGGGAUGACCUAAUCGUCACACCUUUCGCUCAGGUUCUGGCUAGCCUUCGAAGUGUCAGGAAUAAUUUCACCGUGCUGACUAAUGUACAGUGUACGUCAAACAAACACAAUGGCAUUAGUCUGCAUGAACCUACAGCAGCUGUCGGCCCUCGAACAAGCUGCAGUGUGUUUGCUGAAACACAAGAGGGCAGCGUGAGCACAGCAUGGAGCUGCACUCAGCAACAAAGUGCACUGACCCAGAGAUCACCGGCGACCACACAGCCCUCCCUCACCAGAGUCUGCCUGUCUGACGAGUCGUACCAGAAGCUGGCCGUGGAGACCAUGGAGGAGCUGGACUGGUGCCUGGAUCAGCUCGAGACCAUCCAGACCUACAGGUCCGUCAGUGACAUGGCCUCCAACAAGUUCAAGAGAAUGCUGAACAGGGAGCUGACGCACCUUUCUGAGAUGAGCAGAUCUGGCAACCAGGUGUCAGAGUUCAUCUCCAACACUUUCCUAGACAAACAGAAUGAGGUUGAGAUUCCACCACCCACACCAAAGGCCCGGGAGAAGAAAAAGAAGCAGCAGCAGCAGCUGAUGACUCAGAUCAGCGGCGUGAAGAAGGUGUCUCACGGGCCCAGCCUCAACAGCGGCAUCACCCGCUUUGGUGUCAAAACCGACAAGGAAGAGCUGCUGUCCAAGGAACUAGAAGAUCUGAACAAGUGGGGCCUGAAUAUCUUUACCGUGUCUGAAUAUUCCAACAAUCGUCCUCUAACGUGCAUCAUGUAUGCCAUCUUCCAGGAACGAGACUUGCUCAAGACUUUUAAGAUCCCGACAGACACGUUUGUGACGUAUAUGAUGACGCUGGAGGAUCACUACCACUCGGAUGUAGCCUACCACAACAGUCUUCAUGCUGCUGACGUGGCCCAGUCCACGCAUAUUCUCCUCUCCACACCUGCACUAGAUGCUGUCUUUACUGAUCUGGAGAUCCUGGCUGCCAUUUUUGCAGCAGCCAUCCAUGAUGUGGAUCAUCCAGGUGUCUCCAACCAGUUCCUCAUCAACACAAACUCUGAGCUGGCUCUCAUGUACAAUGAUGAGUCAGUGCUAGAGAACCACCACCUCGCUGUAGGCUUCAAGCUCCUUCAGGAGGAGAACUGUGAUAUCUUCCAGAACCUCACCAAGAAACAGAGGCAAUCGCUCAGGAAGAUGGUCAUCGACAUGGUACUUGCCACAGAUAUGUCUAAACAUAUGAGCUUAUUAGCUGAUCUGAAGACGAUGGUGGAGACAAAGAAAGUUACCAGUUCAGGGGUGCUGCUUCUGGACAACUACACAGACCGGAUACAGGUUCUUCGAAAUAUGGUGCACUGCGCUGACCUGAGCAACCCCACCAAGUCUCUGGAGCUGUACCGCCAGUGGACGGACCGCAUCAUGGAGGAGUUCUUCCACCAGGGAGACCGGGAAAGAGAGCGUGGCAUGGAGAUCAGCCCCAUGUGCGACAAACACACAGCUUCCGUGGAAAAAUCACAGGUUGGUUUUAUUGACUAUAUUGUCCAUCCACUAUGGGAGACCUGGGCUGACCUGGUCCACCCUGAUGCGCAGGACAUCCUGGACACACUGGAGGACAAUCGGAACUGGUACCAGAGCAUGAUUCCUCAGAGUCCAUCUCCACCCUUCUACCAACCCGAAAAAGAGGGACAUGGUGGAGGACCAGUGGCUGACAAGUUCCAGUUCGAGCUCACCCUGGAGGAAGAGGACUCAGAAGGCACAGAAAAAGAUGAACAGAGUCAGGUAGAUGAAGAGGAAGAGGAGGAUGAAGAGGAAGAUCGAGAGGAGGAGAUGGAGCCGGCGACCACACACAUCCAGAUCGUAACUGAAGACGCCUCACCAGUGGAUACAUAGGACCUCAUAGCCCUUUUUAAUGGCUAGUAAUCUUUUUUUCCCUCGCAAUCUGGCAGUUGAUGCUUUUUAACAAAGCCCAGAGAGAGUGUUUUUUUGGCCCUCAUGGGAGGAGCAUGACUGGCCCUCCUUGCACUUAAGUGUGGAGCCAGUUGGGUUGGAGCUCUCAGGAAAUAAAUGCUGCAGACAUUUUUUUGGAGCUGAAUGACUGAAAGGUGACUCUGAGAUACAUGAACGAUUGGGGCCAAGCACAGACUUGUGUUUGUCUAGUAGGCGAACAUUUGUGGAGUUGACACUACUGAGAGAUCUUUUUUGUACCAAGUGACUUUUUUUCUAAAGCUAUCGGGAUAAGUCGGGGUAGCAUACGAACUACUGAUGAACAAGUAUUUGUAAAGAAAGAAACUGUUUACUUUUCUGUACCAUUUGUCUAAAGACUUUGUGUGCCUUUUUACUAUUGUCUUUUUAAUGGUCUUUUUUAUUUAUUGAACACUUUAGUAUAACUGUACAUGGGAAGUGUUUUGUUGUUUUGUUGUUUUUUUUUCUAAAGGCAAACCAGACAGCUUACAUGCAGAGUCGUUUUCUAUAAACCGAAGAGAAAACUCAGUGUCUUCCUUUAUAUUUGGCAAUAGAACGAAAUAAUCCAAAUGUCUGAAAUGUAUAUUCCAGUCAAAGAUGCACUUUGUCAUUUUUUUGAUACUCGUCCAGUUCUUUAGGGCUUGUUUCGUUGUGAAUUUGCUAUGAGCUCGUUUUGUAUAUACACACAAUUCACAAUAAGCAUUUGAAGCAUAAUGACAAUUUGAAAUUUGGUCAAUCUCUAAAGCCAAUGCACUUAGACAAAGAUUACAGAUUAUUCUAAAUAUAUUGAUUGGAUAUAAGCAAACUGAAGAUAUAUUCAGUUCAUAAAUUCGGUGGAGAAUUUCCUUUUUCUCGCUAGAACUUCCCCCAAGAUCUUUCUAGAAAACAAGGUAAAAAAAAAAAAAAAGUCCUUCAGCUUCCAUUCAUUAACGUCAGUUCUCACAGAAAGCAUUUCUCAAUGAUUUUUUUUUUCCCAGAAUGCAUUUCUCACCAAAUACAUUUUUGUGGGUAAUGCGGUCAUGAUUUAAUUUGUGAAUCUCAUUUAGGGAAAAAAAGAUAAUUAAAAAAAAAAACAGUUCUAGCUUUAAAUAUUUGAAUCCAAAUACAAUUUAAAGCAUAAAGCUACUUUACACCUGCAUUAGCCCAUUCAAUUAGACCACAUUAUACAUGUUAUUGUCCUGUUUGUCACCAGUAGACGAUGUUUUAUGGCCAAAGUAGUGUGUGUGUGUGUGUGUGUGUGUGCGCAUGCACUUCUUUCUCUUCUAUCAUCUACACAUGCUUUUUUUAUUACACACCUCCUCUGUUUGGUUUGUUUGUUUGUUUGUUUGUUUGUUUGUUUGUUUGUUUGUUUGUUUAUAUUAGCUGAAGUCGGUCCUUUGCUGUUUAUAACAGUGUAUUUAUUACCUUUGUAAAUACGGAAUGAUGUUUCUUUGUAAAUUUAUUUUUAAUUUAUAUGCACUUGCAUUACCGAAAUUUGGUGGUGUUUUUUUGUGUAGUGGGCUCUUGGAUUGAGUCUGUUAUAUUUUGUAAUAUUGUUUUUAUUUUUUGGUUUGUUUGUUUGUUUGUUUGUUUUAAAUAUUGCUGAAUAAAUAUAUAUAAAUCUAUAUUAUACUAUAUAUGCUAUAUAAAUAUAUCGCACAAUAUACAACUGCCCAGAAAAGUAGCUUAAAGACACACAACCCAUUGGUUACCGGGAGAGCCUGUAGAUAAGACACACAAACAUACUGUAGACAUCCGUCAGGCAUUAGAAGCUUUAUGUAUCACUGUUUGGUGCAACGUUGAAAAUUUGAUACCACGAGAUCACAGACAAAGCGUCACUCGGCUCGAAACCUCUGCAGAAUUUUGAAUGCAGAUUGCUAAGAAUGGCUCAGAAAUAUUUAUACGAUGCUGGACUCUUAUACCACACGUAUUGGUCACAAAUAUCACAAUCUCUGAACACCAAUGUGAAAUUGAUAUGAAUUACCAAAAGAAAAUAAAUAAAUGUGAUCAUCUGUAAUUAUUUGUGCAAAUGUGAACUAUUUUUUCUGACCUUGUUAGCAGUUUUGAAAUUCAAUUUGUCAGUAUAACUUUGUUAAUCUAUGUUUUAAGAUCUUUUGGUCCAAUUCGUGUCCAAAAGGAUUAGUCAGAGUUAGUAAUAUCUGCAUGAGGGAUGGGUUUUUCGUCUAGUAAUCCCACAUUGUUGCAGGUGAAUAUUUAAUGUUUCACACAAUGUAUGGUAUAAUAUUGUAUAUUGUGUUCAAUAAAAUCUAAAACUACUUUUAUAUGAAGUGAUUAAAAAUGACGCAUGAAUAUAUAUAUAUAUA
Molecule: messenger RNA, 5381 nt
Organism: Neoarius graeffei (lesser salmon catfish)
Lineage: Eukaryota; Metazoa; Chordata; Actinopteri; Siluriformes; Ariidae
Gene: pde4ba
Product: phosphodiesterase 4B, cAMP-specific a
Exons: 17
Coding region: 640-3006 (788 amino acids)
Biological process (GO): signal transduction
Cellular component (GO): cytosol; perinuclear region of cytoplasm; nucleus
Molecular function (GO): 3',5'-cyclic-AMP phosphodiesterase activity; transmembrane transporter binding
Source: RefSeq, a predicted model, not a curated record